UCCUGCUGUCGAAAUUUCCUGAGCAAACCCACAAAGAAAAAUAUUUAUUUUGUAGGUGUCAGGUUGCAUGUAUUAGACAUUACCUCAAUCGGCCUUCAUACUAAGUCUUGAAGGAGAAGUCCUGUAAUCGGCGUGUCUAGAUAACAUGCUUCCUCAUACAUUUUAUUUUUUGUUGGUGGCGAUUCUCAAUCUUUGCUUACAGUCCGAAGCAUUUCAAAAUACAAAACACCUGGAGAUCAUCAUGGACCAUGUGUUUUCACUUGAGUGUGACCAACUGAAUAAAGAGGAUGUAGUCACUUGGAGCCAAGAGCAGAACCAGAGUUUGCUUGCAGAAAGUUUGCCUGCAAAAAUCAGGCUUAUAAAUAAAUCACUGUGGUUCUUCCCAGCACAGCCGUCACACAGUGGGAACUAUUCUUGCGUUAUCAGGGGUCACCAUGGAUAUUUGGAGAAACAAUUUUCAAUUUCUGUAGCAAACAGGACAUGCCCACUAGUGUCCUCCAACAUACACAAAAUUUAUUGGAAGAAAGGCUUAAAUUUGCCCAUUAAUUGUACCUUUGACCACAUGAAGAGAAUGCUGCAGUUAGACCAACAUUACAAAGUGUCAUGGCAGAAGGGAUGUACCCCACUUAAUAAGAAUAACCACGUUCUUCGACUCAACAGACUUUCAGAGAGUGACAGUGGAAACUACACCUGCUUAGCUAACUUCACCCAGGCAGGACACGUCUACACUGCUGCUAGGACCUUUCAAGUCUUUGUCACUGUUCCUGGUCCAGUUCCACAGAGCCCUAUUGUGGUUAAGCCAAAACAUGAAACAAGAAUUGUAAAAGUUGGUUUAAGGUAUGACUUAAACUGCAGAGUGUUUAUUCAGACAGAGGAUGUUUCUGAAACUUUUGUUUACUGGCUGGUGAACUACAGCCAUACAGAAGAAUUCCCAGAACUCAGUGAACUACAUUCAUGGUGUGAACAAGAAGGCAGUGCAUCCUAUUGCCAGUGUAAUCUUUCUUUGGAUGUUCAUACCGAAUUUCUACAUGUCCCUUUUACAUGUGUUGCCCUUAACUCUAAAGGAAAAGACAAUGGCACAGUCAUACUUCUCCCAGCCAGUGAGGGUGAACUGUAUGGUGGACUGGCUCUGCUCACUAGUUUUAUUAUUCUAGCACUGGGUUUGCUGAUCUUCCAUCUUUUUAAGGUGGACCUGGUGCUGUCUUACAGGAACUGCAGCCCUUGCUUGCAAAGGCAGAAUGAUGGGAAGCUGUAUGAUGCCUAUGUCAGUUAUCCCCAUGGCAAUGAUGAAAACACAUCCUCUGUAACAAACUUCGCUCUGAGGAUCCUUCCCAAGGUCCUAGAGGAUGAUCUUGGCUACAGACUGUUUAUUAGUGGUCGUGAUGAACUUCCAGGUGCAGCUGUCCAUGACGUCAUUGCAGAGAAAGUUGGCAAGAGCCGACGGCUAAUCAUUAUUCUUUCAUCACAGGCCUUCAAAAGGCCUACUGACAGUACCACCACAGGACUUUCACAUGUGCCUGCUGAACAUUUGAGCUUAAGCAAUGAUGCAAGGACAAUUUAUCCAGAUCUCUCUGACCUAAAUGGUAUGAAGGGCUUAAACUGGGGACCUUACGAGUGCUGGGUAGGUGUGUAUGAUGCCCUGAUUAAAGGGCAUUUGCAGGUCAUCCUGAUCCAGCUUGAAGGGGAAGUGGAUGUAUCUUUACUCCCAGAGUCACUGCGCUACAUCAGUCACACUCAGGGUAUACUGAGGUGGAAGCAGGACUACAGCACCAAGCCUAAUGGAAAAUUCUGGAAGCAGCUGCGUUACCGCAUGCCACCAGUGCGGAAAGCCAAACUGGCUGCUAUAGUCUAAAGUGGGUAAAGUAGUACAUCGUUCUAUUAGGUUUAUUCAGAUAGGUAGCUUAUGGAAUGUGUUCAGUUUGGGAAAUGCUGUGACUGCCAGUGCUGUAAAUGUAACACAGGAAAUUAUGUCAUUAAUGUAAUUAUAGGAUGGCUUUAUAAUUUUAAUUCAUUGAAUGGAAGCUACAUUAAAAUAUCUUUUAAAUCAAUGGCCAAGUAGCAAAACUUCUUAAGUUUUAAAACUUAAGUCUGCAGGCAAUAUUGCCGAUUACAACUUGAACGUAAAGAAAUACAGUGACAUCAUGCGAAAUGAGAGCUUGGCUUUGUCUGCAAUCAAAUAGAAUGGGUAUAGGUGCCUAAACAAGCUGAGUAAACUUGUUACCUCACAAACUUUCACUUGAGAAAUACACAGUAAUAUAUAUAAAAAUGAAAAAAUAAGCAGUUAAUGUCUAGUCCAAUUUUCUGGGUGUCCUAGUCUUGUCCCA
This is a messenger RNA of Electrophorus electricus (electric eel), 2324 nucleotides long. It is a transcript of the gene il1rl2, whose product is annotated as interleukin 1 receptor-like 2. Gene Ontology annotation, molecular function: interleukin-1 receptor activity. Gene Ontology annotation, biological process: signal transduction. The record is from RefSeq and is a predicted model, not a curated record. Lineage: Eukaryota; Metazoa; Chordata; Actinopteri; Gymnotiformes; Gymnotidae.